Molecule: messenger RNA, 2177 nt
Organism: Dermacentor albipictus
Lineage: Eukaryota; Metazoa; Arthropoda; Arachnida; Ixodida; Ixodidae
Product: piggyBac transposable element-derived protein 4-like
Source: RefSeq, a predicted model, not a curated record
UGGUGGUAUCUCUAACAAGCCAUUAACCCCUUAACCGUUUUGGACGAGCUGUGCUCGUCCUUGCCAGGCCGUCCCCAAACCGUUUUGGACGAGUGUAGCUCGUCCGCGCUGAAUACGUUCUUCCCUCCAGCGUUUCGGACGAGCGGCGCACGUUUGUGGCGUAGCUUGCAUUUUUACUCGACAGAUGGCAGCACUGACCGCUUAAUUUCUUUUUCUUCAACCGCGUAAACUUUUUUUUUCGUAGGGCAACCUUGGUUUAAAAUGGCAUCCAGUGGAGGCGACACGUGUAUUGCUGGCCCGUCUUCUCGGAAACGGCGCUUUUCUUCGUCGUCAUCUUCGUCAGACGAUGGUGAUUCAGACACUGAUGUGUACAUUGUUUCAGGGAGCGAGGAUGACAGUGAUGAUGUUGUACUCAGCAGCUCUUCUGAUGAAGAAGAUGAUUGCUCGGAAGCGAACUUUGCGAGCGCGCGUCAGUGGAUGAAGAUCGACGUCACGAACAUUCCUACACGACCUCCUCGGUUUCCUUUUCUGGCAGUUCCCGGUAAGACGUUCACUAUAAGCUCGCCUGGUGACUUGCUUGAAUAUAUUCAGCGUUUCCUCGAUGAUGAACUCAUUUCAAUGGUGGUCGAAGAAACUAACCGCAAUGCUGCUGAGAAGGUGAAGGGCUGCGGUCCGUGUGAGCAUAGCCGCGUCAAAAAAUGGGUGCCGGUGACUGAGGAGGAGAUGUGGGUGUUUCUUGGUCUCUUGCUGUUGCAAGGAAUUGUGCAGAAGCCACGACAGGAUUGGUAUUGGUCCAGGAACAAGCUCUUAUUCACACCUAUUUUCGGAGAGGUGAUGAGUGGCAACCGGUUUCAGCUCCUGAUGCGGAUGCUGCACUUUGCUGAUAAUUCCAGUAUCAGCGACCUUAGCAGUCACCCGCAGCCGAAGCUGCACAAGAUAUGGCCGUUUCUGGUUCGGUUGUUGAAGAACUAUCGCUCAGCCUACGUACCGGAGCGAGACAUAUCCAUUGAUGAAAGCCUUAUGCUCUACAAAGGAAGGCUUGGCUGGGUACAGUACAUUCCCCUCAAGAGAGCCAGAUUUGGCCUGAAAUUUUUCAUGCUUUGUGAGGCGUCAUCGGGGUACGUGUGGGAUGUUAUCAUCUACACAGGAAAAGGCACCAACCUCGGCACACCAGCAAAUGUCGACCCUACGUCUCCAAUGGGAACGAAAGUGGUGAUGAAGCUUCUGGAGCCCUUGCUAGGCAAAGGCUACUGCCUGACCGUAGAUAAUUUUUAUACGUCACCAGAGCUCGUCGACCUCCUCCUCCUGAACCGCACAGAUGUCUAUGGCACAGUCAGAGCAAAUAGAAAAGACAUGCCUCCCGAAUUCCGCACACAGAAGCUGAAAAAGGGAGAGAUCCAAGCUUACCAGCGCGGUAAGUGUGUCGCCCUCCAAUGGCGCGACAAAAAAGUAGUGACUGUCCUGAGCACUGUGCACAGCGCAAACAUGGAGACGUUCAAAGACUCGAAAGGGAGGGACGUGACAAAGCCAAGCAUCGUGCGGGACUACAACCACACAAUGGGCGGUGUCGACAAGUCAGACCAGAUGCUGGCGAACUACCCUGUCCCCAGAAAACGGCAGAAAAUAUAUUACAAGAAGAUUUUUCGCCACUUGCUUGAUGAGUUGACAUUUAACUCCUUUGUUUUGUAUCAAAAGGAAGGAGGGAAGAUGAACCACCUCGACUUCCGCCUCGCCCUUAUUGAAGCAAUCUUCAAUAGGUACCUCGACCCCGCGCGAAAGAUAAAGCGUGGCCGGCCUUCUGGCGUACUUGAUCCCAUACGACUUCAAGAGAGGCACUUUCCAGCUUACAUCCCUCCAACCGAAAACAAGGCAACUCCAACCAGGAAAUGCUUCAUUUGCUGCAAAAAGCAAGGAGACAAAGGCCGGAAAAUUAGGAAGGAAACACGAUUUUGGUGCAAGAGCUGCAACAAACCGCUAUGCGUGAUCCCUUGUUUUGAGAUUUACCACACCGUCCCAAUGCUUCCUCGGUGAAGCAAUCAACUUUUUGUCACCACAACUCAGUGAAAGAGUUAAGAAAUCGGUGGCUGUGGUCAUUCUUUAAUUUUUAUUGUUCAUUACCAGCAGAAAGUUCCUUUUCUUUUUUCUGAGAAACAAUAAACUUGAAUAUGCUACUUUGA